Messenger RNA from Prunus mume (Japanese apricot), 765 nucleotides. NCBI's taxonomy places the organism in Eukaryota, Viridiplantae, Streptophyta, Magnoliopsida, Rosales, Rosaceae. The record is from RefSeq and is a predicted model, not a curated record.
AUGUGUUUUUCAGUUAAUCACAACUCGAUUGAAACUCUCAUUGGCUCCAACUACUCCAAAUGGAGGGAAGAUGUGGAAAUUGCUCUAGGAUUGCUGGACUAUGAGAUAGCUAUUGAAGAUGAUGCUCCUGCAGAACCUGAUGCAGACGCAUCUGCUGGAACAAAAGCAAAAUAUGCCAAGUGGAUUAAGGCAAACAAAAUGGCUAUUUUGAUCAUGAGGAGGUCAAUUUCACCAUCUGUCAGGGGAAACAUUACAUCAUGUGACAAUGCCAAGAAGUUUAUUGAUUCCAUUGGGGAAAAGUUUCGGGAAUCAGAAAAGGCUGAGAUUGGAACUCUAAUGGGACAGCGUACUGAUACAAAAUACAAUGGGGAGAGAUGUGUGAGAACACACAUACUGAACAUGCUGGAAAUUGGGAACAAACUGAAGGCACUCAAAGUCAAUGUGGAUAAAACUAUGAUGGUACACUUUGCUAUAAAUUCUCUGCCUAGUACUUUCAAGCAUCUUAGAAGCACGUAUAUGGCUCAAAAGGAGAAGUGGACAGCGACUGACCUCAUAAGCAUCUGUGUGCAGGAAGAACAGAAUAUGAAGAAGGAUAAGGCUGAAGAAAAGAUUAAUAUGGUUCAGAACAAUUCAUGGUGGUUGGAUAGUGGUGCAACAGUUCAUGUGGCUAAUUGUCUGCAGAGGUUCAAAACAAAGAGGCUGCCAAGCAAGGCUGAGAUGAAGGUGUUCGUGGGAAAUGGAGAAAGAGUCAAGGAAUUGGAUUAG